AGAGUCAUCAUGGUAGGUUGGAAUAAUAGUGAUACUGAGGACCCACUGUUUAUUCUGAAGGGUUUUCCUGGGCUGGAAUAUGUUCAUUCUUGGCUGUCAAUUCCAUUUUGUCUUGCGUAUUUGGUCGCACUUAUUGGUAAUGGCACCAUCCUCUGUGUCGUUUGGUUCGAGUCCUCACUCCACCAGCCUAUGUAUUACUUCCUUUCCAUCCUGGCACUGACUGACCUAGGCAUGUCACUGUCCACACUUCCUACCAUGCUUGCUGUGUUAUGGCUGAAUGUGCAGGAGAUUCAGGCAAGUGCGUGCUAUGCUCAACUCUUCUUUAUACAUAUGUUCACAUUCUUGGAGUCCUCUGUGCUGUUGGCCAUGGCCUUUGAUCGUUUCAUUGCUAUCUGUCGUCCACUGCACUACACCACCAUUCUCACCAAUGGUGUCAUAGUCAAAAUUGGCUUGGCCUGUUUGCUGAGAAGCAUGGGAGUUGUAUUGCCCACGCCUUUGCUAUUGCAACGCUAUCACUACUGUCGUAUCAAUGCCCUCUCCCAUGCCUUUUGUUUGCACCAGGAUGUUCUGAAAUUAUCCUGUUCGGAUGCCCAGGUCAACAGUGUCUAUGGACUGUGUGUGGUUAUUGUCACAUUGGGUGUGGAUUCAGUCUUCAUACUGUUCUCUUAUGUGCUGAUUCUGAAUGCUGUGCUGGGCAUUGCAUCUCGUGAAGAGCGGCGGAAGGCACUGAACACAUGUGUAUCCCACAUCAGCGUGGUGCUCAUCUUCUUCGUGCCAGUAAUUGGAGUGUCAAUGGUUCAUCGAUUUGGGAAACAUUUGUCGUCCACAGUGCACAUCUUCAUGGCUGACAUUUACCUCCUUCUUCCCCCGGUGCUCAACCCUAUUGUCUAUAGUGUCAGAACAAAGCAGAUCCGUCUUGGGAUUCUCCGUAAGUUUGGAGUACGGAGAAAUCAUUAA
Erinaceus europaeus (western European hedgehog) is the source of this 957-nucleotide messenger RNA. RefSeq names its product olfactory receptor 51L1. Gene Ontology annotation, molecular function: G protein-coupled receptor activity; olfactory receptor activity. Lineage: Eukaryota; Metazoa; Chordata; Mammalia; Eulipotyphla; Erinaceidae. Gene Ontology annotation, biological process: G protein-coupled receptor signaling pathway. The transcript has a single exon. The record is from RefSeq and is a predicted model, not a curated record. Gene Ontology annotation, cellular component: membrane. The coding region runs from base 10 to 957 and encodes 315 amino acids.